This is a messenger RNA of Rosa chinensis, 1511 nucleotides long. Its product is annotated as taxadiene 5-alpha hydroxylase. Gene Ontology annotation, biological process: sterol metabolic process. Gene Ontology annotation, molecular function: oxidoreductase activity, acting on paired donors, with incorporation or reduction of molecular oxygen; heme binding; iron ion binding. Lineage: Eukaryota; Viridiplantae; Streptophyta; Magnoliopsida; Rosales; Rosaceae. The transcript has 3 exons. The record is from RefSeq and is a predicted model, not a curated record.
AAUUCUUUUCUGUCAAUAUCUGUGACAAUAAUAGCAAACAGCAUCAACGGCUACUGAAAUGAGGUACACUCCACUCUGUUUGUUCUGUAUAUUAGCUGCAACAUUAGUCCUCAUCGUGAUUUACUUGAAGCACAAGAAACACUUUGGCACAAGCAAGAGAAAACUACCUCCUGGGGAAAUGGGGCUUCCCUGGAUAGGCCAAACAAUGGAGUUCUACAGAGCUCAACAGAAAAACAGUUUGUUUGAUGACUUUGUUCAGCCCCGGAUUGCAAAACAUGGCAAAAUCUUCACAACACAUUUAAUGGGAUCACCAACUGUGAUUGUGAAUGGAGCCAAUGCUAACAGAUUCCUGUUGUCCAAUGAGUUCAAGCUGGUGAUAAGUUCGUGGCCUUCAGCAUCGGUUCAGCUUAUGGGGAAGGACUCCAUCAUGGAAAAGCAAGGGGAGAGGCACCGCUGCCUUCGCGGGCUUAUAGGCUCAAGCCUUGGCCAGGCAGGGCUUGAGACGUUAGUGCCUAAAAUAUGUAACUUAAUGAAGUUGCACUUGGACACAAAAUGGAAAGGCCAGGAUGAGAUCAGCCUGUAUCAUGCAACGAAAGUCUUGACUUUUUCGAUAGUGUUUGAGUGCUUGUUGGGGAUCAAUGUGAAGGCAGAUAUGUUGGGAACAUUUGAGAGGGUUUUGGAAGGGGUUUUUGCAGCACCAAUUAAUUUUCCGGGGUCCAGGUUUUGGCGAGCAAAGAAAGCGAGGAAGGAGAUUGAGAAAAUACUGGUUAAAGUAGUAAGAGAGAAGAAGAAGCACAUGGAAGAAAGCAAGAAAGAAGAAGAAGAGCAAGGAGGGAUGUUGGUGUCUAGAUUAGUGGCUGGGAUGAUUUGAGGAGAAAUUACCGAAGAGGAGGUUGUUGAUAAUGUGGUCUUGCUGGUGUUCGCAGCUCAUGAUACUACUUCUUUUGCCAUUGCCAUGACAUUCAAAAUGUUGGCUCAGCAUCCAUAUUGCCACAGUUUCCUACUUAAAGAACAUGCUGAGAUAAUGAGAAGCAAAAAACCUGGUGAUCAAAAUCUGACAUUGGAUGAUACGAAGAACAUGAAGUACACCUGGCAGGUUGCUCGUGAAAGCAUGCGUCUCUUCCCUCCUAUCUUCGGCUCUUUCAGGAAAGCCAUUGUUGAUAUUGAAUAUGAAGGAUUCACUAUUCCACAAGGAUGGAAGGUGUUGUGGACAACAUAUGGAACACAUUACAAUUCAGAAUAUUUUGAAGAUCCUUCGAGUUUCAAUCCAAGCCGGUUUGAGGAGCAUGUUCCACCAUAUGCCUUUCUGGCAUUCGGAGGAGGGCCAAGAGUUUGUGCAGGGUACCAACUUGCUAAGCUGAACAUCCUCAUUUUCAUGCAUUUCAUCGUGACUCGUUAUGACUGGUUUUUGCUAUAUCCUGAUGAGCCUAUAUCCAUGGAUCCUCUUCCAUUUCCUUCAUAUGGAAUGCCUAUUAAAAUUACUCCAAAGUUGUUUUGAAGUUCACAACCAA